AUGGAAGAAGAAGAGGAACGAGAAGAGGAGAAUAGGAAAGGAAAGAGUAAUGAGGAGAUAGAAGAAAUAACAAAGGAAGAACUAGUGAAACAACUAAGAAAGCUGAAGAAAGGAAAGGCACUAGGAGAAAAUAGAAUAGAGAAUGAAGCGUGGAGGCUAAUGCCAGAGAGAAUAGGCGAAGUAUUUCUAAAAUUGAUAAGAAAGAUAUGGAGGGAAGGAGGAAUACCAGAAGAGUGGAAUAGAGGGAUAAUUAGCCCCAUAUUCAAAAAAGAAGAGAAAGGCAAAGUAAAGAACUACAGAGAGGUGACCCUGAUGGAUACGGCGUACAAGAUAUGUGCAAACAUCCUAAAUGAAAGAUUGAAGAGGGAAGUAGAGGAAAAAUUAGAAGAAGGACAGUUUAGUUUCAGGGCUGGAAAAGGCACGACGGACACAAGUUUCGUUCUGAACUUCAUAGUAAACAAAGAAAUAGCAAAAAAGAAAGGGAAGACCUUCGCAUUCUUCGCUGAUCUAAAAGCGGCGUUUGACAAGGGUUAA
Molecule: messenger RNA, 534 nt
Organism: Pseudomyrmex gracilis
Lineage: Eukaryota; Metazoa; Arthropoda; Insecta; Hymenoptera; Formicidae
Exons: 1
Coding region: 1-534 (177 amino acids)
Source: RefSeq, a predicted model, not a curated record